GUGACGUUUACGGACUAGUGGACGCAGUCGAAACUCUGAGCUCAUUUCACGGAGGGCUGUCAAUACAGUGAGCGAGUCGACGGAGAAAGUUCAAUAUUUUAUGCAACCGUACCUCGGGGGAAAAGAGAGAAGCGGGAGAAAAGAAGCAGUGUGAACAACGACGGACUCUGUGGGGAAAGAAAUGUGUCGACGGCGGCGGACUUUAAAGCCACUUUGAGGCGAGAAGAGGAGACAAACAUGCUAGCCUCCUUGCUACCUCUCCUCCUGCUUCUACUCCUAUGUCGGACUUCUCUCUGCCAGUACUCCAGCGACCAGUGCAGCUGGAAGGGCAGCGGACUGACUCACGAGGGCCACACCCGGGACGUGGAGCAGGUCUACCUGCGCUGCUCCCAGGGUUCCCUGGAGUGGCUGUACCCCACUGGCGCCAUCAUCGUCAACCUGCGGCCAAACACGCUCUCCCCCGCCGCCUCCCGCCUCUCCGUCUGCAUCAAGCCCAGCGCCGACUCCAGCGGCACUAACAUUUAUCUGGACCUGAACGGGCGGCUGCGCUUGCUGCUGCGCGAGCAGGACCAGGCUCGCGGUAAAAUACACUGCUUUGGCAUACAAGAGGGGGCGCUCUUUAUCGAGGCUGUCCCGCGCACGGAUAUCAGCCGGCGGAUUACGGCGUUCCAGUACGAGCUAAUAAGCAACAUGCAAGGAGUGGAGGAGCCCUCGCUGGCAGCUCCCUGUCAGCCUUGCAGUGAUGCUGAGGUUCUUCUAGCAGUGUGCACUAAAGACUUUGUGGCGCGAGGCAGCAUCAAGCAGGUGGCGCAGGAAGAAGAGUGCUCGUCCGUCAGCGUGGACAUCAGCCGCCUUUACAGACAGAAGAUCCACGUCUUUGUCUCGGGGGGUCCCAGGGUACGUAGGUGGUCGGGUCACAUUAAGAUGCCCCUGCAAUGCGGGGUCAAGCCCGGGGAGGGUGAGUUCCUCUUCACGGGGACGGUGCGCUUCGGGGAGGCGUGGAUGGGCUGUGCCCCGCGAUACAAGGACUUUGUGCGCUUGUACAGACAGGCGCUGAGACAGGGGACCAACCCUUGUCACCUGGAUACUGACUGAGUGGAGCCCAGCUUGGAAAAUAGAACCUCAUUGGAGGACGAGGAGGUGGGCAUGGGGUCAUGUGACUCCAUGGUACCCCAGACAGACGGACUGAUGAUUCUAAAUGUAGCAGCCCUCCCUUCUCCGUUUGUGUACAAAAUGUGAAUGAAUGUUGUACAUUUUGCAGCACCACAUGCUUUCCAAAAAAGCGUGAUGUACAGUGUAAUAAGUGAUUUUUGUUUUUUAUUUUUGUUUAUAAAAAAUGCCUGAAUGUGAAAAAUGAUUGAAUUAAAAAAAAAAAGUGCUUUAACAACAUUGAGUGAAUGAAGAGUCUUUCCUGAUCAAAUAAAUUAUUUUCCGAUCCCAAUGAUGUCGCCACGCCUCAGCCAGUCCGCCGCACAGAACUUCCUGCGGUGAUUUUUGUAUUUUACUUUUAGCGGGGGGUCGUACUUGUGUCAAG
Dunckerocampus dactyliophorus (ringed pipefish) is the source of this 1534-nucleotide messenger RNA. RefSeq names its product meteorin like, glial cell differentiation regulator a (gene metrnla). The record is from RefSeq and is a predicted model, not a curated record. Bases 238 to 1095 code for a protein of 285 amino acids. Gene Ontology annotation, biological process: positive regulation of brown fat cell differentiation; energy homeostasis. NCBI's taxonomy places the organism in Eukaryota, Metazoa, Chordata, Actinopteri, Syngnathiformes, Syngnathidae. The transcript has 4 exons. Gene Ontology annotation, molecular function: hormone activity.